Daphnia magna is the source of this 1283-nucleotide messenger RNA. RefSeq lists its product as uncharacterized. Bases 110 to 853 code for a protein of 247 amino acids. NCBI's taxonomy places the organism in Eukaryota, Metazoa, Arthropoda, Branchiopoda, Diplostraca, Daphniidae. The record is from RefSeq and is a predicted model, not a curated record. The transcript is spliced from 4 exons.
UAAAUCGGUGUUCGGAUUUUUGUGCAGGAUACUGUACAUAUGAAAAGUUGAAAUCUGAGAAGAAGGCAGUAGACCACUAGGCCAGUAGCCAUUAGGUUACAUAGAAAAAAUGAAUCUUGCAACUGUAACAACUGCUGAAAACCCUUGUUCAAACCAAGGAAAGAUGACUUCUUUUUUAACAAAGAAACCAAAGGAAGACCAACCUAAUUGCUUUCAGUCAUUAUCUGCAAUAUCUCCCAUAACUAUCGAAGGAUUGACCAGCACUCAACCAGAGCCCCAGUCUUCUUCUAGUUCUAACUCUGAAUGUGAUGAAGACGAAGAGUCUGUCAUUGAGAUGGACACAUCUAAUUUUCAUCUCAGUCCCAGUAAUUAUAACAAAAAGAAGAAAGGCCGGUUAGUGUCAGUGAUAACCAAGAAAAAAUACAGAGAAAAUUUUGUCAAGGGAUGGCCCGAAUUCUGCGAUUGGUUGGAAAGACGAUUUCAUGGUGGCCGAGAUUGUUACGUUGCAUAUUGUAAAAUAUGCAACGAAUUCAAGACAAAUGGCCAAUCUGAGCUGCAAAAACAUUGCAAAAUGCCUCGUCAUCUUAGGUUUAAACCAUUACUGUCAGAGAACACAUCUCUUCGCGAAAUAAUGAAUUCUUUUACGUCUUCAACCCUUGGCAACCAAGUCGUUAGGAUGGAAGUUAAAUUAUUACUGUUUAUCGCCGAACACGAUUUUCCCCUUUCUUUGAUGGACAGUCUCUUAGUUGUUCUACGUUCCUGUUUCCCACGUGAUCCAAUUCUGAAACAACUCUCAAUGGGAAAACAGAAGAGUUCUAACAUAAUUCGAUUCGGAUUAUAUAAUAAUUUAUAAAAAGCCGCUUUAUUACAGAAAGAUGAUUUUAAUGCAGAAUCCGAAAAGGAUGUGACUGACAUGUCAGUAGAAGCAUAUCGGAAAAUAGUUUUAAAUGCGGAAAAAAACUCAAAAAAAUGUUCCCUAAUCUUGCCGUCUGCAUUAAAAUGAUCCUAUCUAUGCCAUGUAGCAAUGCAUCUAGCGAACGCGCUUUUAGUAUCGUGAAAAACAUCAAAACUAAUAAGCGCAAUUUGACGAUAUCCAGCCUCAUGCGGAUUAAAAACUGGUUAAAAACCCAAUCUUUUACUGCAAGCAACGCUGUGAUUUCCCAAAAAAUGAUUUCUACUGUCCAAGGUGUCAAAUCAAAUGCCCCAAUCAAUUCUUAUGUCGAACACGAAAAAUAAUUGAUUGAUAAUUGGUCUUAAUAAAGUCCACAUCUCUCAUUUUGUAA